Cladophialophora immunda is the source of this 1922-nucleotide messenger RNA. RefSeq lists its product as uncharacterized. The transcript has a single exon. Gene Ontology annotation, molecular function: chitin binding; chitinase activity. NCBI's taxonomy places the organism in Eukaryota, Fungi, Ascomycota, Eurotiomycetes, Chaetothyriales, Herpotrichiellaceae. Gene Ontology annotation, cellular component: extracellular region. Gene Ontology annotation, biological process: chitin catabolic process; carbohydrate metabolic process. The coding region runs from base 122 to 1414 and encodes 430 amino acids. The record is from RefSeq and is a predicted model, not a curated record.
CGCAGGCAGACGGGUUUGAGACAGCAGCUGAAUAUCCAGCUUGCGUAUCACCAACUUCCUUCGACCACAUUUUGGGGCCAGACUGUGACUACUCAUUUAAAGCCUGCCUCUCGGAAAGGGCAUGCUUUGCGUUCUGUCCUUCCUUUUCAUCGCCUUGCUAUACUCAUAUCCCGUCUUGACUCAGUUCAUCCCCCAACUUGACCUUGGCCAGAGUUACCAUACCAUGGGCGGUGGACACGGGAUUCGCUCGGUCGUGUAUUACGUGAAUUGGGCGCCCUAUGCACGCAAUCACCAUCCUCAAGACCUCCCUGCGGAGAAUCUCACCCAUGUCCUCUACGCCUUUGCCAAUGUCAAACCUGACAGCGGCGAGGUCUAUCUGACAGAUCCUUGGUCUGAUACUGACAAACACUACGACGGUGAUAGCUGGAAUGACUCGGGGACGAACGUGUAUGGGUGCGUGAAGCAACUGUUCCUUCUGAAGAAGAGGAACCGCAACCUCAAAGUGCUUUUGAGCAUUGGUGGAUGGACUUACUCCUCAAACUUCGCACAGCCUGCCAGCACGUCCGGUGGACGGAGAAACUUUGCAGAGACAGCUGUCAAACUGCUGGAAGAACUGGGAUUCGACGGCAUCGACAUCGACUGGGAGUACCCUAAGAAUGAAAGUGAGGCGGCAGACUUUGUCAAGCUGCUGCAGGAGACUCGCCACGCCCUCGACGCGGCAGCUGCCAAACGACACCAUACCAGGUUUUACUUGACGGUGGCAUGCCCCGCCGGACAGUCCAACUUUGAGAAACUGAAGAUCGCCGAGAUGGACAGUCUACUCGACUUUUGGAACCUGAUGGCAUAUGACUAUGCAGGAUCAUGGGACCAGCGAGCGGGGCACCAAGCAAAUCUAUUCCCCUCCCAAUCCCACCCUCAGUGUACGCCGUUCAGCACCGUGGCUGCCAUCGAACACUACACCAGGCAUGGGGUACAUCCAUCCAAGAUUGUCCUGGGAAUGCCCUUGUACGGCCGAGCCUUCAUAUCGACCUCCGGACCCGGGCAUGCGUUCAAUGGGGUGGGCGAAGGAAGCUGGGAGCAAGGUGUCUGGGAUUACAAAGCACUCCCAAAGCCUGACAGCACCGAGUUCCACGAUCGUGAUGUUGGUGCCAGCUGGAGUUACUGCCCUUCUUCGAACACCAUGAUAAGCUAUGAUACGCCAGAUUUGGUAGCUCAGAAGGCGAAUUUUGUGCGAGACUAUGGCCUAGGCGGUGGCAUGUGGUGGGAGAGUUCAGCCGACAAGGCGAUUGGACAGGGCAGCCUGAUUGAGACAUUUCUCAGGCAGAGUGGUGGGCCGAGUGGGCUGGAAGAGGUCAAGAAUUGCCUGGAAUAUCCCGAGAGCAAAUACGACAACUUGCGGAACAAGUUUGAAUGAGGUCAAAGGCAUCACCUGCCGUCGUCAGCUGGGAUGCUUGAAGUGUUGACAAAGAGUAAUGUGCAUCAGAGUGGAGAUGCUAGCAACAGCUGAACAGAUCACUUUCUAAAAUUUCGGAGCCAUUGUCAAGGGAUGGCUUCCAUAUCCAUGGUGAUCGCUUCCUCCUAACGCAAUCGGCAGGGUCUCCAGCCGCGUUUUGUGUAACAUGAAGGCAAGGUGGAAGGCACCCGGCGGGUAGGGAUGAUGAAUAGACCCCGGUCGAGAAUGAAGGACAGCUGUCUGUCAACCAUUGAUGGGCGUGAUAUUGGCAAACCUAGCCUCGAUGGUCUGAGUACCGAACGAGUCUGUACAUGUCAUCCAGGAGACGGGUGUUCAAGGUCCCCUCCACACCUCGCCCUGUCGCCGUACCAAUGACUCCCCAGCAAGCGAGGCAUGACACUGCUUCUGUCAAAACUAGACACCACAUAGAGGACUUUUCUCUUACCUAAUUCACCUGUUCUUGCCUGUC